GUAUGGUGGGGGAAGGAGGAUUACAGAGGCCAUGAACAAGUGAUGGCUACUCUGCUACUUAUUUACUAUGAUUAAAAGAGAGUUUACUGAGAGUAUUUCCUACUAUGAUUUAUUAAUCAUAGUAAAUAAGUGCUUUGGAGCAAAGAGAAAUUAAAUUAGGGGAGAAUGAGCAAGUUGUUUAGAAGUAAAAAUAGAAGGGUAAGUAAAAUAUUGUACCAUUAUAAAGAACAAAUUCAGAUGUUUAAACUUUUGUGCACUAAAUUAUUAUAUACGGCCAUCUUUUUCUUAAACACAAUUUCUUUUUUGGCUUAGUCCUUCUGUACCAUGAAGGGGUAUUAUUAACCAAUAAAAUUAUGUAGUAGUGUAGUGCCUAUGCUGAAAGAUGCAGCUGUUUCCUCCACUCUUCUAAGCCCUUUUGUCCAUUUUAUGUUCGGUUUGAAACCAAUCUAAAGUAUUACUCUAUUAAGGGUAUAUUUCACCAGUCCCUCUUUACUGUGCUCUAACUUAUCUCCAUGCCUACAAAGACUUAGUGCUGCCUUUUGCCUCAUGAAGUCUUUACAACAGAAAAAUGAUUCUGGAUGGAUUAACUGGCACUGAACUUGGAUCCCUAAAGGCAGAAGUCCCAUUUCACUGAAGAUACUGUAAUCCAGAGCUUCCCUGCCCAACCUUCACCCUUUCUAACACAGUCCAUGACACCCCCUAAAACUGGAAGAGUCUUGGUGACACAGUUUAGAAAUGCUUAGAGGGAAAUUCUAUCCUUACCUAUCUCAUUUAUUCUACAAAUAUUGAGCACCUACAAUGUGCCAGGCACUUAGUUGAGAACAAGACUGACAAGGUCUUUGCUCUCAUGGAGUUUGCAUUCUAGUGGGGCAGAGGGAUUCAGACCACAAACAAACAAGGUAAUUUCAGAUAUUAAAGAGUGGUAUGAAGCAAAUGAAAUUGGCUGUGAUGGGAUGUUAAAAUGAGAUAGCUGAUCUAAGAAGACCUACUUGAGAAGCUGAGACCCAUAUGAAAAGGUGCUAGUCAUAUAAAGAUCUAAUAAUUGGGUUACUUCCAUUCCAAACUAAUACUACAUCAGUGGUCACUACCACUCUUGGGAUCUAUACCUUAAAGUAACUGUGCAAAGGAAAAAGGCCCAUUUCCAGUCCAGCCUAUUAACCUACUUAAAGGAAUACCACCAUAUUGGAGAAUGUUAACUUUGGACCUUGGGGUGUUGCCUUUGAGCUUGGGUGCCAGACCAUACGUGCCCAGAUGUCUCCUUGGCCUUCCUGGCUGCUUUGUUCAUUCAGUGGGCAGGCAAACCGGAGAAACAGGCUGGCAUGCAUACACAUGCCAGGAAGCAGAGAAAGCACCAGGUCCUGCUCAGUUGUCAGAAGGUAGCCUGCUGUGAUAUGCUCUGGAUUUAAACCUAGGCACUAGGUGGGCCUUACCUAAGGAGAGCAAAAGGAUGUCAAAGAAAAAUUCUCAAAAGACUUGAAAAGUUGAUUAUUUUGUAGAGAAAUGGCCAAAGACAUCAUGACUGAAACACUGAUGCCUCGAUUUUGCUUCCAUUUCCAUGGUAGCAUACAACACAAGCCAGGCAACACUGCUUUUGUCCAUUUCAGAAACGUGAGGAAUUAAAGUUCCAACCCGAGAGUCUUGACUAUUUUAUAGACUGAUUCAUAUGUCUAAAAAUCAAAUGAGGCUCUAGAGGCAUAGUAACACACUUGCCAUGGUUUUCUCUGCCCUGAAACAUUGCUUAGCAUGUAUCAAUGAGUUGUUUGGCCGAUCAAUUUGAAAUUUGUCAAGCAAAACUUCACCUUUUCCCCUAUAAUUAAAGCAGUUUAGUAUGUAGGAAACUUGAAAAAGAAAAAUGACACAUUUUAAUUGAUGUAAAGAAACUCUUUUAUCCUAAAUUCUUCUUGCAUGGCAAGAUACUAUAACCAAUGACUCUCAAACCUGAGACAGCUAAAGAGCUUAGAACUUCAGCGAAGGAAAUAGAACCAAAAAGUAAUUUGGAGUUACAGAGGAUAUCUGAGGUAUCUUAAGGACAAAGGUAGGUAAAAGGAGAAAAGGAGGACAGAAUAAAAAAUGGAAAAACCAUUUAAACAAGCCUAUUUUGCAAUGUUCUAAAUCUAAGUAUCUCUUUAGGGGAGAAUGUGUGUAAAAACAAAUACCAGUGUCUGGCACAUUCUUAUCUUUCCCUUUUUCUCUUUACCCACAGUUUUAAGAGUGAUUUUAUAAGAAAGACUUUUUUAAAGAAAAGUAUAUUUUGUCAAGAGCCUUAAUUAACGUGAUAUAUUUGUUGAAAUACUUACCAAGGAGAUUACGGUCACAUUUGGUUAUUGAAAAUAGGUCUAUCUCCUCUUUCUUCACAUACAGGACACCGGAUACUUUUAACAGUAUAAACGAGGUAGUGGCAAUUAUUUACAUUUCCCAUGAGCCUCCUGAGGGCAUACAAGGUCACAAAAGUGAACCAAAGGUAGAGAUGGGAGUAGUAUUUAUAGUCCGCUGACUUCAGUUUUGUUGGGUUAAGGCCGCUCCUUAUCUUAUGCCUUUGGAAUUCUGGGGCUGGUAGAGCACAGGAACCCCGAGCGGGCAGGGCCUGCGAGAUCCUCUAUAAUGAGGAAGUGCUGCUUUACGGCGCAGCCCACCCCGAGACCGUUCACCUCCACCUCCCUAACUGUGCCUUAGCAGGCUGGCAAAGAGCCCAGAAAGAGAAGCUGGAAAGCAGCUGGCUGAAUAAUAAAUAUUUAUGAAAAUAUGCAUCAGUUUAAUACUGUCUUGGAAUUCAUGAGGUGGAAGCAUAGGUCAAAGCUGUUUGGAGAAAAUUGGAAGUACAGUUUUAUCUAGCCACAUCUCUGAGGAAUCAGGAGAAAGCAGUAAAGUUGGAGCCAUUGUCAAGUGAUUGCGGCCUCUUAUAAGAAAAUCUCAUUGACUAAAGGUCAUUUCAAUUAGUGAAAUAACAGGACCAGUUAUUAAAGGUGACUGCAGGAAACAUUAAAAAUUGAACCAUGACUCCGCUGUAUAUUUAUAUCAGAUUAUUGGGAGCCUAUCUGUUCAUCAUUUUUCAUGUUCAAGGGCAGAAUCUAGACAAUAUGCUCCAUGGUACAGGAAUGAAAUCAGACUCCAACCAGAAAAAGUCAGAAAAUGGAGUAACCUUAGCACCAGAGGAUACCUUGCCUUUUCUAAAGUGCUACUGCUCAGGACAUUGCCCAGAUGAUGCUAUUAAUAACACAUGCAUAACUAAUGGACAUUGUUUUGCCAUCAUAGAAGAAGAUGACCAGGGAGAAACCACGUUAGCUUCUGGGUGUAUGAAAUAUGAAGGAUCUGAUUUUCAGUGCAAGGAUUCACCAAAAGCCCAGCUACGACGGACAAUAGAAUGUUGUCGGACCAAUUUAUGUAACCAGUAUUUACAACCUACACUGCCCCCUGUUGUUAUAGGUCCAUUUUUCGAUGGCAGCAUUCGGUGGCUGGUUGUGCUCAUUUCUAUGGCUGUCUGCAUCAUGGCUAUGAUCAUCUUCUUCAGCUGCUUUUGUUACAAGCAUUAUUGCAAGAGCAUCUCAAACAGACGCCGUUAUAAUCGUGAUUUGGAACAGGAUGAAGCAUUUAUUCCAGUUGGAGAAUCAUUAAAAGACCUUAUUGACCAGUCACAGAGUUCUGGUAGUGGAUCAGGGCUACCUUUAUUGGUUCAGCGAACGAUUGCCAAACAGAUUCAGAUGGUUCGGCAAGUUGGAAAAGGCCGAUAUGGAGAAGUGUGGAUGGGUAAAUGGCGUGGUGAAAAAGUGGCAGUCAAAGUGUUUUUUACCACUGAAGAAGCUAGCUGGUUUCGAGAAACUGAAAUCUACCAAACUGUGCUUAUGCGCCAUGAGAAUAUCCUUGGUUUUAUAGCAGCAGACAUUAAAGGCACAGGUUCCUGGACUCAGCUCUAUUUGAUUACUGAUUACCAUGAAAAUGGAUCUCUCUAUGACUUCCUGAAAUGUGCUACACUAGACACCAGAGCUCUGCUCAAGUUGGCUUAUUCAGCUGCAUGUGGCCUAUGCCAUCUCCACACAGAAAUUUAUGGCACCCAAGGAAAGCCUGCAAUUGCUCAUCGAGACCUAAAAAGCAAAAACAUUCUUAUCAAGAAAAAUGGAAGUUGUUGUAUUGCUGACCUGGGCCUUGCUGUUAAAUUCAACAGUGAUACAAACGAAGUUGAUGUGCCCUUGAAUACCAGGGUGGGUACCAAACGCUAUAUGGCUCCAGAAGUGUUAGAUGAAAGCCUGAAUAAAAACCAUUUCCAGCCGUACAUAAUGGCUGACAUCUAUAGCUUUGGCCUGAUCAUUUGGGAAAUGGCUCGUCGUUGUAUCACAGGAGGGAUUGUAGAGGAGUACCAAUUGCCAUACUACAACAUGGUACCCAGUGAUCCUUCAUAUGAAGAUAUGCGUGAAGUUGUGUGUGUCAAACGUUUGCGGCCAAUUGUGUCUAAUCGAUGGAACAGUGAUGAAUGUCUACGAGCAGUUUUGAAGCUAAUGUCAGAAUGCUGGGCCCACAAUCCAGCCUCUAGGCUUACAGCACUGAGAAUCAAGAAGACACUUGCCAAGAUGGUGGAAUCCCAAGAUGUAAAGAUUUGACAGUCACACAGUCAUGAGGAGAAAUUCUAGACUGCAACUGUUUCACCCAAGGAAUGGGGAGAAUAAGGAUGUUAACUUGGUUCUCAGACUCUUUCCUCACCACACCUUCACGGGCUGCUAAUAUUAAACCUUUCAGUACUCUGUAGAAUACGAGCUGGGAACUUCUAAACACUUCAGUCUUUAUAUGUGGACAGCUUUAUUUUAAAUGUGGUUUUUGAUGCCUUUCUUUUUGUUUUUUUUAUGAACUGCAUCAAGACUUUAAUUCUGGGAAAGUCUCCAGUCAAAGUCUGGGUACUGAAUUGCCUGUUCGUGAAACGGUGCUUUCUGUGAAAGCCUUAAGAAGAUAAAUGAAUUUAGCAGAGAUGGAGAAAUAAUAACUUUUGCCUCUACCUGAGAAAAUGUAAUCUGUUUGUAUUCUGCCUUUGUAAAACAGCCUAUAGAUUAUGAUUUGUCUGGGAUACCACUUAGUUUAUCGUAGUUUGUCAUGCUUUUAUAAUGGGGUGUGUAUGCGUGGCCAUGCACGUGCACACUAGGAUUAUGAAUGCACAGAAGAGAUUGGUGGCUGGUGGUUUUGUGCUUUAAAAAUGCAAUAUCUGACCAAGAUUGGCCAAUAACAUAAAAGCCAUUUACCUUACAAAUGAGAUCAGUUUCCCCGCCAACUUCAUUUUUUAACAUAAAAGGUGAUACAAAGGUCAAAAGAAGCUUAAAAUGUCUAUAAAUUUGGACUUUGUUUUCCUCACCACCAUCUUUUUUUUUUUUUUUUGGGUAAUUAUUUUUAUGUCAUGAAAAGCAUCCUAUCCAAAAUUGGAACUUCCAAUGCCAUGAACCUUCUGAAGAAAACACUUCUUAUUGAAGUGAAUUACUGCAUUUGAUAGCAAUGUAAGUGCCUAUAACCAUAUUUUGUAUUCUUUAUUCUCAGUAACUUUGAAAGGGAAGUUAUUUAUAUUUUCUGUGUAAUGUGCUUUAUUUGCAAAACUGCUCCAUGACAACCAUAUUCAUACUGUAGAAACCAGCUUAUGUGGACCUCACAUCCCAUCCUUAAGGGAAAAAAAAGAUCAUCAGAAAAAGAUUUUAUAAAGUAGAGUGAUAUGUGAAUUAUCAGAAUGAAUGCAUUCAGUGUAGUAGAUCAAAUCCAAGACUUUGUUUUGUUAAGAUGUACUUGAGGCAGAAAUCUUUCAUUGAGAAUAUUUCAAUUUUCCUUCAUGAAAGGAACCACUAAUUAGAAAUUUAUAUGUUGGAGCGUAUAUAAAUUUAUCAAAAACUGUUAAAUAAGUUUUAGACAUCUAAAUUAUUUAAAAUUUUUGGUUUUAUGAUUUGUGUUCCAUAACUUGUGAAGAAAACGAAGAGUCAGAAAAAAAAAAAAUCAGUAUCUAUUCCGUAUCUAUAUGUAUACUUUAUAGAAGUUAUUCAAUAAAAUUCUACGUAUUUUAUAGAUACCUUGUUAUCCCAAGGAAUAUUUCUUAUUUACUUAAAGUUAUUAUACUUAUGUCCUGUUCUGAAAAAACAACUCAUGGAUGCAUCAAGUCAUGCAAUUUCCUUUGAAUGAAAAAUAAAAUAAAUGUGAUUAUAUCACAGCAUAUUCAAAAAGCUUUAAAUUAAAGGGAGGAAAGUCAGCGUUUGUCCAUCCAUUACAAAUAAAUUGGCUGGCAUUAAGGAUGAGCUCAUUUAUUUGUCUACAUGUCAAAUUUCAUAAAUUUGAAACUUGCUUAGAAAGAUUGAACAGUUUUGACUGUGUUUGAUUAAGUUUCAUUUAAUUGAAAUUUGAAGUGCUCAUCGUGAUAAGUAAAUUUGCAGGUUGAUAAUACACAGUAACUUGUACUUUUAUAAUGUUUUUUCCCGUCUCUAUCCUGAGAAAUACAGAUAUUAUAAAUUGCCUUGUGAUUUGAGAGCAUUUAAGAGCUCUGAUUUAGUCUUAAGUUAACCUUGAUUUAUUUUUUACUUGCGAAACUAUAAUCUUAAAAAUCAUUUGUCAAUAAACAAAAAAAUAAGGAAAGCAAACUUUCCUCUUGGAAAUGUUAAAAUGGUAGACGGAGGCAGAAGCUUACAGACAGUAUGCAAGUGCGAGACCACUAUAAAGAUUUUUUAAAAUUUACUUGAUUGAAUAAAAAUGAUUAAUCUUAGAAACUUGUUCAGUAAAAACAAUUUCUAGCAUAAUACAGUCUUUAAAAAACAAAUCCUGCCAUAUAUGGGAUUCUAAAGUCUAAAAAGGUUGUAUGAGUCUUGUUUUUUUCUUUUCUCCUUCUUUUAACACGUUAAGUUCCUCCAGUAGGUGAAGUAUUUAAAGCUUAUGGCAGGCCGGUAAGUGUAGCAUCACAGUUGGUACUUUGUAAAUGUCUGGAAGCCAUUUGUCCCUCUUACAGUUUAACGUUUCAAAAAUAGGUGGCUCUGUCAGUCAUCCCUUCAAAUAAUUAAAACAUAAAAACAAAGAAAACACCAAAACUACCUGAAUAUAAACAAAAAUAAACCCUCAAAAUUCUCUUUUUAGAUUUUCCAUAGACUAAAUAUCUCUAGAAUUAAAGGCACACUAGCACUGUCUUCUCCAGUUUGUUUAAGCUUUUGUUGUGCUUUCUUAUCAACCAAGUUUCUGAAGUAUAAAUUUUGACUCUGAUUUCUCUGGAAAUAUUUUCGCAAAAGAUAUUUUAAUAAGUAUUUUAUAUUGCCUUUCCAAUGUCUAGACGUUUUUCUAAACCUUGAAAAUGACCUGUUUUUUUUUUAAUUAUGUUUUCUUAGAAUGUGCCAGAUUUUUAAUUUAUUCAUUCAACAAAAAUUCAAUUCCCUUUUGGAACAAAAAUGUAAUUCAAUUUUUAAAGACUUACGCAUUUAUGAAUUGGCCAAAGAUCAAAUUUGAAGUUGAAUUUAUUCCAAGGAGGAUUUUAUAAAUUAAAUUACUUAUAUUUCUUUUCAUAUAUGGUGUUUUGAAAUGUUUCUAAAUAAAAUAAUCUCAACCACAGAAAUACCAGUUGAUUUUUUAAAAGACUGUUAUAGCGCUUGUACUGUUUAAAAGUGGUGGUAUUAUUUACUUGGGUCAGAUAUUAAAAUAACAGUGUAGUGGUUCAUCUUCUUGCCUCAUGUUAUGAGAGUCACAGUGGAAACUCUACAGAGACAUCAAGUUUUCAUAAAACCAAAUUAAGUCUAGGUCAACAUAAUGUGAAGUCUCAUGUAAUGAUCAUCCCAUAAGGAAAAUAUGGUGAAUACUACUUUCGCAAAAGAUUAAAUAUAUUGUCAUUUUAGCUUGUACUCUGUACUAUGCUUUAAAUAGAAUUAUUUAAGCCCUUUUAGUGACUUUUGUCCUUG
Trichechus manatus latirostris (Florida manatee) is the source of this 7886-nucleotide messenger RNA. RefSeq names its product bone morphogenetic protein receptor type 1A (gene BMPR1A). Gene Ontology annotation, biological process: dorsal/ventral pattern formation; cellular response to growth factor stimulus; BMP signaling pathway. Gene Ontology annotation, cellular component: signaling receptor complex; plasma membrane. The transcript is spliced from 13 exons. The coding region runs from base 2994 to 4592 and encodes 532 amino acids. Gene Ontology annotation, molecular function: ATP binding; SMAD binding; transforming growth factor beta receptor activity, type I. The record is from RefSeq and is a predicted model, not a curated record. Lineage: Eukaryota; Metazoa; Chordata; Mammalia; Sirenia; Trichechidae.